Messenger RNA from Meyerozyma guilliermondii ATCC 6260, 807 nucleotides. Its product is annotated as hydroxyacyl-thioester dehydratase. Gene Ontology annotation, molecular function: (3R)-hydroxyacyl-[acyl-carrier-protein] dehydratase activity. NCBI's taxonomy places the organism in Eukaryota, Fungi, Ascomycota, Pichiomycetes, Serinales, Debaryomycetaceae. The record is from RefSeq and is a predicted model, not a curated record. Gene Ontology annotation, cellular component: mitochondrion. The coding region runs from base 1 to 807 and encodes 268 amino acids. The transcript has a single exon.
AUGGUUUCCGGAUGGCGCCAAGCCAUCAAAUCAAAGACAUGGACUCGGCAAGACACCAUGAGCGCCGGAUCGCUCUAUCACCUUUCCAACUUGCUCCGUCGUCAUUUUCCAACGUUGAGGACGGUGCCCGGGUUUCACUUUCUUUAUUGUAAUCCUUCCAAUACUUUUUUGGCACAAGACGGCUAUGACAACUACCAGGCACCGUGUGAUGAGGCAGGAAAUCUGCUUUUUGCACGGCGAAUGUGGGCUCGUGGAGAAUUGAACCAGCACGAAUGCCCUUCCAUCGGCGAACCCAUAGAGUGCAAAGAACAGAUAAAAAGUGUUCGAAGCGUGGGAAAGUCGGUUUUUGUUGAAAUAGAACGCCAAUUGACCUCGAAUCAGAGCCCCAUGGUCCAAGAAUUGAGGUCUUUGGUGUAUACCAACGACAAGUACCGUCGCAGCGACUCAGAAGAAGUGGUACCAAAUCACGAAAAAACCAUUACAAUCAACAUAACAGCCAACGAUAUUGCCCGCUACUCAGCAUUGACGUACAAUUUGCACAAAAUCCACUUGGAACGAGCGUACGCCAUUUCAGAAGGUUUUGAAAAUUUGGUGGUGCAAGGUCCAUACAUGGUGACGCUAGCGAUGUGCUGGAUGGAGGUUAAUGGAGUUAAAGUGAAAAGAUUCCAGUACAAAAACCUACGUGCAUGCUACGAGGGAGACAUUACCAUUGGUCUUUCGGGUAACAAAGUGGACAUUUACACUAAAAGUUCACACUUUUUUACAGGAACCGUGAACAGCUAUAAUUCAAUCAGUUAUAGAAUUUAA